Lingula anatina is the source of this 2160-nucleotide messenger RNA. RefSeq names its product centromere protein L. The record is from RefSeq and is a predicted model, not a curated record. NCBI's taxonomy places the organism in Eukaryota, Metazoa, Brachiopoda, Lingulata, Lingulida, Lingulidae.
CACUGCAAGGUUUUCUCAAUUUUCAUUGGUUAAGCGGACUUUAGCUUCCUGUGUUUUGAAAUCAUGGCGCCAGGAGAAAGGUUUAGAAUGCUAAACAUCAUUUGACAACUGAUAAAAUCAUGAGUUCCACUGCAAGUGACACCCCAGGUGUCACCCCACAGUCCCAGAUCAUAACCUCAGGCAGGGGAUCUAGAACAGGGGGGUCACUAGCAGGGCACAGCGUACGCUCAAGAAGGAAACAUACCCCUUAUAUGAAGUCUGCUACAUCGAGAAGGUUAGCGGGUGUAAAGCCACAAGAUGAUCAAGAAGAACCUCCAGAUUUUGAAGGCCUUCUGAAGAAGACUUGGCGCCUGUACAAGAUGACCCCCAUGUACAACUUCAGUUAUGAUAACAGAACUUUGAGGAGGCAUUCUGCAGUGCUGUCUGCAUUUGUGGAGGCUGAAUCUCUGAAAGGGGCAGUGGUCAGUGAGGGAGAGGUGGCGGGGAAGGCUGUGAUAAGUGUAUAUAGAGGACUGAGAACAAAUGAAAGUGACUCAGAGGCCAUACAAAUUCUAGUGAAAUCUAAACCAAGCACAGGACAAGGGGAAGCCAAAGUGGCUGUCACUGCUGUGUUGUUUGGAGCGGGUGUGAAUGAAGAUAUCCAGAGGAGGCUCCCAUCCUCCUUCACAUGGCUACCACUGAUGAUGGUCAAGGGUCCAGUGGGCAUAACCAGCAGUGUCCAGAGCUGGUUGCAGAGUAACUUUGACUGCCACAUCACCCCAAUGGAGUUCACGUCCACUGACCUGUCCUGGAUGGUUGCCAUGUGGGCAGGGGUGGAGACAGACAUCGGCCACAAGCCAGUAGAGUUGCUAUACAGAGUGCCACAGGUGGAGGGGUUGUCAUCCAUAACCUACACAAUUAAUGCUGGGGAUUGUAAGGCACUCUGGGAUAGUGUGCACACAGAGGAGAGAGACGAGUUCACAGUGGAGGAAGUGGAGGUCUUCACCAAAGCUCUUGAAUCACAUUUUUAUGCACACUUCAAUAUUUUUCUUGGGCACAUGCACCUCAGUAGGGCUGGUACUGGCAUAGGUCUGGUGUCCAUGGACGGGAAGGUGAAGUUAUUUCAAAAUGAUCAUGUGCUGAGAAUGUUGUCCCAUUUUACCCAGCUGGCAACAGAACAAUUGGACCUCAGGUGAUCUGUAUGAGUGCACAGUACUAGCGCUUGUGUGAUGUCCUUGAACAUAAAAAUCUAAAAAUGAUUCAAUUCAUUUUGGAAUUGACAUCAGGGCGAGGUACAGUGAAUAUCAGAACAGUUGGAACUCACAUGAUCUGUAUGAGUGCACAGUACUUGUGUUUGUAUGAUGUUCUUGAACACAAAAAUCUAAAAAUGAUUCCAUUCAGUUGGAAAUUGACAUCAGGGCGAGGUACAGUGAAUAUCAGAACUGUUGGACCUCAGAUGAUCUGUAUGAGUACACAGUAUUUGUGUGGUGUUUCUAAACAUGAAGAGGGAGAAAUACUUUAAUUCUUUUGGGAAUUGGUACAUCUGCCAUAGGACCUCGGGUUGAGGUAUGGUGAAUAUUAGAACACGAAUGUGAGGUGAUAAAGGGAUAUUUUCACCACGCUAACACAAAUGUGCUAGCUAAGAAAACUUGGCAAACUGUGGCAUAUAACCUGCUGCCAUACGGUUAAUAUAAAGUUGUAUGUGAUGACUAAUUUUGUUAUUUUAUGGUUACUAUGAUGACAUAAGGUCGUCUACAAUGGUAAGGGCCAUUCCUAACAUUGUCCUCGCAGUGGUCUUUUUCUCUUCGUAAUUUUUUUUUUGUAAUUGGAUGUCCCUCCCCAAAAAAGAGAGCGAAAAUGAGAAAUGAUUGCACCUCUUCCUUAUUUAUUGAUCUUGAUUAGAUUAAAUGAUCUUCUGACUUACUGGCAAUUAUGUAUAUGUAUAUAAUGUCGAAUCAUGUUAAUAGGAGUCGUUUUCAGUCUGUCCAGUAUACAGGACUGGUCACUUCAUUACUGAAAGCUUUAUCAUUUUUCAUCAUAUAAAAAAGUGAUUUAAAUUUGAAAAAUUGAGAAGUACUUUGUAGACUGACCUUGGCUUUGCUGCUGGAAAUUUUGUCAUUUUUACUCAUAGACUGAAAACAAAGAAUCUUUAUUUUUCUAAAUAAGAAGUAUGUAUAUUUG